Molecule: messenger RNA, 2393 nt
Organism: Eurypyga helias (sunbittern)
Lineage: Eukaryota; Metazoa; Chordata; Aves; Eurypygiformes; Eurypygidae
Gene: USP1
Product: ubiquitin specific peptidase 1
Exons: 8
Coding region: 9-2393 (794 amino acids)
Biological process (GO): regulation of DNA repair; protein deubiquitination
Cellular component (GO): cytosol; nucleus
Molecular function (GO): cysteine-type endopeptidase activity; cysteine-type deubiquitinase activity
Source: RefSeq, a predicted model, not a curated record
CAGGAAAGAUGCCCGGGGUCUUGCCGAGUGACAGCAGCACCGGGCCUGCGAGAGGGAGCCCCUCGAAGAAGAACAGGCUCUCGCUGAAGCUCUUCCAAAAAAAGGAAGCGAAAAGAGCACUGGAUUUUUCCGAGUCCCAGGAAAAUGAGCAAAAGAGUCCGGAGUUCAGAGGCUCUGAGAUCGAUCAGGUGGUUCCUGCAGCACAGCCUCCCGCCCUCGUCAGCUGUGAGAAAAAAGACAACAUGUUGCCGUUUGUGGGCUUGAACAAUCUGGGUAACACGUGUUACCUGAACAGCGUCCUUCAGGUAUUGUACUUCUGUCCUGGUUUUAAAACUGGAGUAAAACACUUAUAUAAUAUCAUUUCGAAGAAGAAAGAAUCUUUGAGGGAUGAAGGAGAGCAGAAAGCAGAAAAGGGAAGUUGCAAAGAAGACCCACUGGCAAGCUACGAGCUCAUCUGCAGUUUGCACUCGCUGAUCCUCUCAGUUGAGCAGCUUCAAGCCAGCUUUCUCUUGAAUCCAGAAAAAUACACCGAUGAACUCGCUACGCAGCCACGGAGGCUACUGAACACCCUGAGGGAGCUCAACCCUAUGUACGAAGGCUACUUGCAGCAUGACGCCCAGGAGGUUCUGCAGUGUAUCCUGGGUAACAUUCAGGAAACAUGUCAGCUACUGAAGAAGGAAGAAUUGAACAAAAUGCCCGUUGAAGAGCCUGCAGCGAAGCUGGAGGAAAAACUUAAUCACAAUCCUGAGAGCAAUGGAACUGCCAGCGCUGCCGAGGAGGAGGAGAACGUACCGAGUAACCACGUCGGAGCGAUAGCUGAGGACAAGCUACUCAAAGGAAACGGGAAAAGAAAAAGCGAUGCCGAGGGUGGCAAUGCAAAGAAAAAAUCCAAAGUGUCAAAGGAGCAGAUUGCAGCAGAAGAAAAUCAAAGACAAACCAGGUCGAAGAGGAAAGCAACGGGAGAAAAGCUUGAAAAUCCAAGCGAUGCCAUCGCCAAGUGUUCCAGUGAAAACGAGAGCGCGAAGCCAACGCAGAAAAAGUCGCGGCUUAGAUUAAACUGGCUAAAAUCCUCCUGCAAGCAGCCUAGUAUUCUGUCGAAAUUUUACAGUCUAGGCAAGUUAACUACAAACUUGGGAUCCAAAGACCCAGGAAAAGAGUGUGACGACUGUGAGCUUGAGGAGCCGGCCGUAAAGCGCGAAAAUGGAGACAAUAUUAAGGCAGAAUACCGUGAGCCAGCGUCUCUGGUGGAAAGCCAUCAUGAAAAAGGAACUGAAAAAGAGCCAAAAAAGGAAGGUACGGAGCUGGCUGUUUUUGAACUAGUGGAGAAACUCUUCCAGGGCCAGUUGGUACUGAGAACGAGAUGCCUGGAGUGCGAGUGCUUCACUGAAAGAAGAGAAGAUUUCCAGGACAUUAGUGUUCCAGUGCAGGAAGAUGAACUUUCUAAAACUGAAGAGAGUUCUGAAAUUUCCCCAGAGCCGAAAACGGAAAUGAAGACACUUAAGUGGGCAAUCUCACAGUUUGCAUCAGUGGAAAGGAUUGUGGGAGAGGAUAAAUAUUUCUGUGAAAACUGCCACCACUACACAGAAGCAGAGCGCAGCCUUUUAUUCGACAAAAUGCCUGAAGUUAUAACCAUUCACUUGAAGUGCUUUGCUGCUAGUGGCCUAGAGUUUGACUGCUACGGCGGGCUCUCCAAGAUAAACACGCCCUUACUGACGCCCCUCAGGCUCUCGCUGGAAGAGUGGAGCACGAAGCCGACCAACGACACCUACGGGCUGUUCGCAGUGGUGAUGCACAGCGGCAUCACCAUCAGCAGCGGACACUACACGGCUUCCGUCAAAGUGACCGACCUGAACAGCCUGGAGCUAGAGCGGGGGAACUUCAGCACCGCCCGAACACACGCGGCGCUUACGCCGGAACCGCUGGAUGAGGGGGAGGCGAGAGCUGCUGCAGACGACUACGACGACGGCGAAGUCUCUUUUAGAGUCGGUGGGAACGCACAGCCGGGUAAAGUCCUGAGCAAGAAGAACGUGGAAGCUGUCGGACUUCUUGGGGGGCAGAAGAGCAAGCCCGACUGUGACCUGUACGCCACCAAACCCGCUAACCCCGACAAGUUUCUUAACGUCGUUCCUGAAAGCAGAAAUCCCGAGUCCAGCAGCGGAAGCGCGGAGUGCAGCGCAGAAGGCGGCGAGCAGAGCGGUGUCGCUUCCGGCGGACUAGAGAACAGAGCUCCGUGCGUACUGCAGAGCCUGAGGGAGUACGAGGGGAAGUGGUUGCUCUUCGACGAUUCUGAGGUGAAGGUCACUGAAGAAAAGGACUUUCUGAAUUCUCUGUCUCCGACGUCGUCGUCUACGUCAACUCCUUACCUGCUGUUUUAUAAGAAAAUUGUAGAGUGA